UUUAGUUCUAAGGCGGUACGAAGUUCGCCGGGUCAGCUAGUGGUUCUUUAAAUUUUGAACUUUAUCAUGAUUUUUUAUUAGAUAUAUAUGGCGGCUUCCCACUGGUCUGCGAUUUUACUGAUCAUCACGCACAGCCGACGAGCACGGACCACCACGCACCGCAGACAGAGGUCUUCCCAUGGUCUGCGAUUCUACGGAUCAUCACGAACAGCCGACCGCCGACCACCGCGGAUUCUAACGCACCGCGGACAAAGGUCUUCCCAUAGUCCGCGACAGUCUGUGCUUUUGAUUGAGAUUAUAUAUGUGACUCAUUUAAUUUUGGCAUUGAUUACAUUGCGUUUGUCAAGUUUCUUAUCUCUUUCAAUGUUUUCGUUUAGAAUAUGGUGUGAAAUGUGUAGUAUGCACAAUGCACAUUCCAUGUAAAUCAA
Molecule: messenger RNA, 428 nt
Organism: Diabrotica virgifera virgifera (western corn rootworm)
Lineage: Eukaryota; Metazoa; Arthropoda; Insecta; Coleoptera; Chrysomelidae
Exons: 2
Coding region: 88-423 (111 amino acids)
Source: RefSeq, a predicted model, not a curated record